Molecule: messenger RNA, 2592 nt
Organism: Nicotiana tabacum (common tobacco)
Lineage: Eukaryota; Viridiplantae; Streptophyta; Magnoliopsida; Solanales; Solanaceae
Source: RefSeq, a predicted model, not a curated record
UGGGGGGGGAAAGAGUCUUUGGUUUUCUGUUGUGAUUUGUUCAUUUAAUCUCCUGAAUAUUGGCUACUUUUAUGGCCAUUGCUGGUGACCCAUCUGUUCAAAAUUUGAUUUUUCCAAAUAGGAUUCUUGAAAUCCUGAAUAUUAAAAUUAAAAAGAUCUCUCUCUCUCCUCUUUUUGUAUGUGCGAUAAAGAGAUUACUUGAAUAUGGAAUUUAAAGAGUCUCCUUUUGCUGUGGGUCUGAUCUUUUACUUCCUAAAAGGUAGUAUCAUACUUGACCAGUUUAAUUCCAUUUGUAUUACUUGAGCAAUAGCCCACCAGAGACUUGGUGAUCUGUGUCACAACCCCAUAAGCCAGAUUUAAGUUUUAACAAUAUUUUUCUGUUCUUUCCUUUGAUCUUGGAUUCUGCUAUUCUUGGGUUCUUCUGUUGGUUUUGAAGUAUUUUUUGGGGUUCUGCUGGAUAUAUACUACUGUACUAGAUCAUGGAAUGUGACAGUCGCAUGAUAUAGACAUCUAAUUUAUUCAACUGAUCUUAAUUUUACUUCUUGGUUUGUUUGAAUUUUAUUUGGUGAAUAGCAAGUUAUUAGUUACUCAAUGGAAGAAGAUCAAGUUAUGAAGUUUGUGUGCAAGUUGUGUAACAAGAGAUAUCCAUGUGGGAAGUCACUUGGGGGUCACAUGAGGUCUCAUGUACUGGCAAAUUCAGCUGAAUUUGAGGAAAAUUUUGAAGCUAAAUUGAAAAAGGUGCAAUCUUGGAGUAAUAUUAAUGGGAAGAAUUUCAAAAGAGAGAAUCAAUCAAAGUUAGAACUUGGUGGGGUUUCUAGUUAUGGCCUAAGAGAGAAUCCAAAGAAAACUUGGAGGGCUGAGGAUUCUAACUUCCCUUUGCCUCAAGAAAAAGUUUGUCAGCAAUGUGGGAAAGUGUUUCAAUCACUAAAAGCCUUAUGUGGCCAUAUGGCUUGUCACUCAGAAAAAGAUAAAGGGUGUUUGAACUUGAAAGAUGAUAACUCAUGGACUAGUGAGAGCAAUUCUGAUACUGAAGCUGAGGAGCUGUUUAGUCCAAAGUGCAGAUCAAAGACUAAGAGGUACAAAAAGAUUAUAGUUAAAUCUUCUAUUUGCAAGGUUAAUAAUAAUUAUAAUUGUUCGUCGUCUGUGUCUGAGAUUGAUCAUGAGCAAGAACAAGAAGAAGUAGCCAAGUGUUUGAUGAUGUUGUCAAGGGAUUCUGGGAUUUGGAAUGGUGUCAAUAUAGUUGUGGAGUCUUCUGAUAACAAUUCUGUUGUUUUAGAGACCAAAUCAUCAUCUAAUGACAUGAGAAAUGCUAGAAACAACACUCUUAAACGUGCUUAUAAUCAAGAUGAGAAACCUCAAACUAAGAAAAAGGAAGAUAGAGACCUGAAACGCGAUAUAUUGGAAGCUGAAACUCAAUCUGAGAACUCUGAUUCAGACUACUUCUUAGGCGAAAAUGGAAAAGUCGAUUCAGAUGGCUCUGUUGAAAGGUUCAGAGGAAAUGGUAAUUGCAAAUGGAGUAGCUCUAAAAUGAGCCUUGGAGCUUGGUUAGACGAGCGUAGGCAUGAUGAGAAAAAGAGCUUAAACAGAAUCAAAAGAUAUCUAACAGAGUCAAGGAAGGAUUUGAGCAAGAAAUAUGAACAUGAUGGUUAUGGAUUAGCCUCAAAUUUUGAUAAAUGUGAAUCAAGAAAGGGAACAACGGAUCGUUAUAAGAAUAUUCAUAAGAAGAGAAAGUAUGAGUGCUUGAACUGCAAGAAGACCUUUAGUUCUUAUCAAGCUCUAGGUGGACACAGACCUUGCCAUAAAAAAAUCAAUGACUAUUCUGAAUCUACAUAUGAAACUGGUGAGAAUAGCCUUGGUGCUGAUAAUGAUCCUAAAUACAUAAACAUUGGCAAGCAUAAGGAAACUUUUAGCAACAAAAAACCAGCAGUUUCUACUCAAGAUGUGCCUUAUGAACCUGAGAAAAAGGUUAAACCAAAGAAAUCCAAAGGACACAAAUGCCCGUUUUGCCCUAGGAUAUUCAAGUCAGGCCAAGCUUUAGGAGGCCACAAAAGGUCACAUUUUAUUCAUGCUAGUGUCAAUGAGGAGAAUUUGAAUCAAUCUUCAGCAGUCAAGCGAGAAGUUGCUGAUUUACUUGAUCUUAAUCUUCCUGCUCCAGUUGAUGAUGAGGACGAUGAGCAUGAGCACGCUCGAUUCAUGUCUUGGUAGGUUAUAAACGAGAAUGACAUUUGCUGAGCUGGCAGCAUUUCCACGAGAGAUUAACUUAUUGAAAAAGGAAAAGCUCAAAAGUCAAGAGCUUUAUUAUGAAGCUGCAUUUUCCUUGUAGGAUGGUUCUGUUUGAGAACUAAACUUGUUGGUAAUAGCUAUCUUGCAUUCCAAUUGAAGUUAUAAUGAGUAAGAUGGGAGAAGGCUUAUUUUUCCUCCAGAUCUGGAGAGCGUUGAUUAAUUUCAAGACUAGUGAUGGAUUAGUAAGAAUAGUGCUAGUUCAAAAGAAAAUUUGUUAUUAUUAUUUUUAAAAGUGAAUUAGGGAGUUCGUCAUGAUAGUUAUGUAAUGUGAUAACCCAACUUUUCUUCUCUUUGAAUUUACUCUUUCUU